CAGCUGACCGGGUCUCCCGCCUACGGCUGGUUUUCUGGGGGGCCGCACACUAAGACAGGCCAAACACGCAUAUACCCAGGACGGACACACACAGACGGGCGCGAGGAGAGAGAGAGAGGAGAGAGAGACGGACCCACACAGGGCUCCUCAGUUCGAGGACGGACUCAGCGCCGCGGGGAGCCGGCCCCCCACCUCCUGGGGCGGGCCUGUUUUGGGGGAUCCCUUGACCCGUCCCCUCCCACCCAAGCUCCGGCCCUCGUCCUUCCUCCACGGGGCUUGAGCCGCUCCUCUGCCCAGGACCGGACGCCAACGGUCAGCACAGCAGGCCCCGAGCCGACCCUCCGGCCAACCAUGGACGGUGCGGCCAACACUACCACCCUCCCAGGACUCAACCUGAGCUGCCCAGAAGCCAUCGAUGACUUCCGGAACCAGGUGUACUCCACCGUGUACUCUGCAAUCUCUGUGGUCGGCCUCCUGGGCAACGGCUUUGUACUCUAUGUGCUCCUCAAGACUUACCAUGAGAAGUCGGCCUUCCAGGUGUACCUGGUCAACCUGGCCCUAUCUGACCUGCUGUUCGUCAGCACGCUGCCACUGCGUGUGGUCUACUACGUGCACCGGGGCACGUGGUUCUUCGGGGAUCUGCUCUGCCGCCUCAGCACCUACACCCUCUAUGUCAACCUGUACUGCAGCAUCUUCUUCAUGACCGCCAUGAGCUUCUUCCGUUGCGUGGCCAUCGUCUUCCCGGUGCAGAACAUGAAGCUGGUGACGCAGAAGAAGGCCCAAUGGGUGUGUGCCUGCAUCUGGGCCUUCGUUAUCCUGAUCAGCUGCCCGUUCCUGAUGAGCGGCUCCCACAUAGACAAGUACAACAAGACCAAGUGCUUCGAGCCCCCGCAGUCCUCAUCUUCCCUCACCUCCCUCCUGAUCCUGCACUUUGUCGCCCUGGUACUGGGCUUCCUCCUGCCCUUUCUGGUCAUCACCAUCUGCUACACCAUGAUCGCCUGGACGCUGCUGAAGAACUCUCUGAAGAAGAAUCAGGCAGACCGCAGGAAGGCAGUCGGGAUGAUCUUGGUGGUCACCGCCACCUUCCUGAUAUGCUUCACGCCGUAUCACGUGCAGCGCUCCAUGUACCUGCUCUCCAUGGUCCUUUCCGGCCAAGACUGUGCAACCCAGCUCAGGAUGCAGAAGUCUGUGGUCAUCACCCUGUCGCUGGCUGCCACCAACUGCUGUUUUGACCCCCUCCUCUACUUCUUCUCUGGGGGGAACUUCAGGCGGAGGCUCUCCACCUUCCGCAAGCAAUCGUGGUCCAGCAUGACUUCGAUGCCCAAGAGGCUGGCCUCCCUCCAGGACCAGUGUGGCGAAUCUUUCAAAGAAUGAUGACCCUCCCCCCCAACCUGCCCUGCCCCCAUCCCUGACCUCACUCGGCUAUGCAGGGCUGCCUGGGGGUGGGGAAGAGAGGAGGGGGGCAAGCACUUGGCAAUGAGAAACUUUGAUCUCCCCCCCACACCAAUUCCCACCCCUCAGAAUCAUAGGAAUAUUUCCUAUGGUGGAACCCAAGCUGGAGAAGAUGGGACACAGAGGUGGCAGAUAGUCCAGAUCGGCAUGCUGUUGUCCAUUCAUUCAUUCAUUCAUUCAAUCGUAUUUAUU
Messenger RNA from Tachyglossus aculeatus (Australian echidna), 1644 nucleotides. RefSeq names its product cysteinyl leukotriene receptor 1 (gene CYSLTR1). The coding region runs from base 352 to 1374 and encodes 340 amino acids. The transcript has 2 exons. Gene Ontology annotation, biological process: G protein-coupled receptor signaling pathway. Gene Ontology annotation, molecular function: leukotriene receptor activity. The record is from RefSeq and is a predicted model, not a curated record. Gene Ontology annotation, cellular component: plasma membrane. NCBI's taxonomy places the organism in Eukaryota, Metazoa, Chordata, Mammalia, Monotremata, Tachyglossidae.